Molecule: messenger RNA, 2301 nt
Organism: Pecten maximus
Lineage: Eukaryota; Metazoa; Mollusca; Bivalvia; Pectinida; Pectinidae
Exons: 8
Coding region: 1-2301 (766 amino acids)
Source: RefSeq, a predicted model, not a curated record
AUGGCAAAAGAGAUAUUGCCUGAUAUAAUGGAUGUCCACGUCAACAAGACGCUUGGCGACUUUUCUGGUUGUAGUGAAUUAAAGAACAUUACUGUCUCAGAUAUUGUACUUGAUGAUUGCAACAGCGGUGUGGUGUAUGACAACGAUGAGUUGGAUAUUAUUGCUGAUGUAAUAUCCUCAAACGGCUGUGUUGCAGAAUCCGAAACGAGAACCAAGCAUGAUCUAGCUCCAGUAAGAGAAAUCUCUUCAUUGGAUUUGGAGUCAACAAAGGUUGGACGACAUGAAGAAGUCAGAACAUCAGAUGAAGAGGACUUUACCAUCCCCUGUAUUCGUCUGAGUGAGGCUGCUCGUAGAAUAAGGAAUGACAACGGCAUGUCAUCCGACGAAGAUUUCCAUGGUUACACGUAUGAGACGUCAUCCGACGAAGAGAACCAUGCUUACAGUAAACAUGAAGUGGAAAAAGAAGAAUUCUCUAGUAAAACGGAUGUCCACGUCAACAAGACGCUUCGCGACUUUUCUGGUUGCAGUGAGGUAAAGAAGAUUACAGUCUCAGAUAUUAUACUUGAUGAUUGCAACAGCGGGGUGGUGUAUGACAACGAUGAGUUGGAUAUUAUUGCUGAUGUAAUAUCCUCAAACGGCUGUGGUGCAGGCUCCCAAACGAGAACCAAGCAUGAUCUAACCCCAGUAAGAGAAGUAUCUUCAUUGGAUUUGGAGUCAACGAAGGUUGGACGCCAUGAAGAAGUUAGAGCAUCAGAUGAAAAGGACUUUACCAUCCCCCAUAUUCAUCUGAGUGAGGCUGCUCGUAGAAUAAGGAAUGACAACGGCAUGUCAUCCGACGGAGAUUCGACAGAAUGCCGUGGUUACACAUACGAAACGUCAUCAGAUGAAGAUGAACAUGCACUCAGUAAACAUAAAGUGAAAAAAGAGGAAUUUGAUAGCAAAACUGGUGUUCACGACAACAAGGUAUCUGGCCUCGUUGGGAUGACUAAGGAUUCAAUAUCCGACUAUGUUCCAAGUGCUGGGUACCACAAAGUCACGUAUGGUGAUGAAGAAUCGGAUAGUAUUGCCGAAGUUAUGUCUUCUAACAUCUGUGCCACUAGCAAAGACGUCCAAACAGGAAUCACCAGUAAUGCAGCUCCAGCCUUGGAUUCGAAAUCAACUACGUUGGAAUCACAUGAAAAGAAUAGAGGAUCAGAUGAAGAGGAUUUCACAAUACCUUGUAUCCAUCUGAGUGAGGAUGCUUGUAGAUUACGGAAUGACAACAGCAUUUCAUCAAAUGGAGACUUCCAGGAUUACAGUUAUGAAAGUUCUACAGACGAAGAUAUACAGAAUUCCAAGAUAGACAUUGGCGUAAUGUCCAGAAGAAGGCCAUCAAAAGCGAACAAAUGCCUUUCGAAAACGGACCUUCAAAUAGCUUCGGAUACCCAAAUGUAUAAAGGGCCAGUUGACUCCAACAACCUUUCCGAAAAUUCCCAUGGUUACACGUACGAGACGUCAUCCGACGAUGAUGAAAAUGCACACAGUCAACUAAAAGCGGAAAUGAAACGAACCGAUGUUCAGGAUUACAGUUAUGAGAUUUCUGAAGAUGAAGAUAUACCAAAUGUCCAAAAUAAAAUGGAAAUGGCUUCUAUUGGAGAGUUAUUGAGUGAGGAAUACUCGAGCACAGAUCCAAAAAUGGACCAAGAUUUACGUUUGGAUCCCGAAUUUUAUACAGGGCCAACCCAUUGUAACAGUACAUACAGGAGCAUUAAAGAUGUUCUCUGCCAGCCCACUCUGAUGUCUGAUCACGGAGAAGCGGAAUGUCCAAAAUCUCCAGAAACUAGUAUGAGAACAGCAAUGAUGUCAAACUUUAUGAAUAUUUUAAUGGAAAAAGAAGAGAACCGUCAUGAUUUAUACACUCAUCUCAACGAAAGUAAUAACAGCAGAGGCUGUGAGAGAUCCCCGAGCCAGGAUAGCGUAGAACAGGAUAACUAUCCACCAAGUGGCAGUUCGCACGAUUCUUCUCGUUUACCGAUAAACAUUACAGAAUCCCAUUGUACGAAGGGAGGGGAUGUGAUUGACAAUGCCCAGAUUAUCCCACCGCCUGAACAAGGAUGUCACUGUUGCAGUCUUAGUGGUGUGCAACUCGUACAAAAAGUGUACACAAAAGGUUUUCAGCAGCCAUAUGGAGACAAGAAAAAAGAUUGUAAUACUCCUGCAGACAUAAAGAAAAAAAUCUGUGUUGAAAACAAGCAACGAAAUACAACAAAUAAACAUUUUACAGCCAAGUACCAAUCAAAAAAGGAAGGUAAAAGUAAGUAA